This is a messenger RNA of Peromyscus leucopus (white-footed mouse), 1190 nucleotides long. RefSeq names its product cell division cycle 34, ubiqiutin conjugating enzyme (gene Cdc34). Gene Ontology annotation, molecular function: ubiquitin conjugating enzyme activity. NCBI's taxonomy places the organism in Eukaryota, Metazoa, Chordata, Mammalia, Rodentia, Cricetidae. Bases 212 to 919 code for a protein of 235 amino acids. The record is from RefSeq and is a predicted model, not a curated record. The transcript has 5 exons. Gene Ontology annotation, biological process: ubiquitin-dependent protein catabolic process; protein polyubiquitination.
CCGGGCCGGGCCGAAGCGAACGCCGGGCGGGCAGCAGCGCCAGAGCGAGUGGAGCCUUCGGGUCCCCGGGUGGUGGCGGCGGCGGUGCAGAGGAGGAAGGCGGCGGCUCUCCCCUGCGGGCGCGCGACCCGGUCCGUCCCGCGAGCUCGUGCCGGUCCCGCGGCCCGGCCCGGCCCCGGCCCCGGGCCCCUCCGCCGCCGCCGCCACCGCCAUGGCCCGGCCGCUGGUUCCCAGCUCGCAGAAGGCGCUGCUGCUGGAGCUGAAGGGGCUGCAGGAGGAGCCGGUGGAGGGCUUCCGGGUGACGCUGGUGGACGAGGGCGACCUGUACAACUGGGAGGUGGCCAUCUUCGGGCCCCCCAACACCUACUACGAGGGCGGCUACUUCAAGGCUCGCCUCAAGUUCCCCAUCGAUUACCCAUAUUCCCCACCAGCCUUCCGGUUCCUCACCAAGAUGUGGCACCCAAACAUCUAUGAGACAGGGGACGUGUGCAUCUCCAUCCUCCAUCCCCCAGUCGAUGACCCUCAGAGUGGGGAGCUGCCCUCAGAGCGGUGGAACCCCACACAGAAUGUCAGGACCAUCCUCCUGAGUGUGAUCUCCCUGCUGAAUGAGCCCAACACCUUCUCGCCCGCCAAUGUGGACGCCUCGGUGAUGUACAGAAAGUGGAAGGAGAGCAAGGGGAAGGACCGCGAGUACACAGACAUCAUCCGGAAGCAGGUCCUGGGGACCAAGGUGGACGCGGAGCGUGAUGGCGUGAAGGUGCCCACCACGCUGGCUGAGUACUGCGUGAAGACCAAGGCGCCGGCGCCCGACGAGGGCUCGGACCUCUUCUACGAUGACUACUAUGAGGAUGGCGAGGUGGAGGAGGCCGACAGCUGCUUUGGGGACGAGGAGGACGACUCUGGCACCGAGGAGUCCUGACCGCGCCCCGAAAUAAACUUACAGAUUUUACCUCAGCAGGACCGUGUGGGCCUCGGGCGACAGACUACCUCACUGAGGUUCCCUGUGGGCUCCCGUCCUGCAACCCUUAGGUCCUCUUACCCCGUGGUGCCUGGCAGACACCCCACCCGGCUCACAGAUGGUGACAAGUCUGGGAGGCUGGGGACCGCCUGGUGGGAGGCAGAGACUCCAUCCCAGUCCGCCCGCAGGGCAUUGGUGUGUGUGAAAUCCAAAUAAAAUGGCUUUCGGAGAA